Messenger RNA from Batrachochytrium dendrobatidis JAM81, 2439 nucleotides. RefSeq lists its product as uncharacterized. The record is from RefSeq and is a predicted model, not a curated record. The transcript has 2 exons. The coding region runs from base 1 to 2439 and encodes 812 amino acids. Lineage: Eukaryota; Fungi; Chytridiomycota; Chytridiomycetes; Rhizophydiales.
AUGCACCACAACGGUCAUACUACAGAGGAUGGCCAUGGUACCCCUGGCAACGUGGUCCAUACUGAGGACAGGAAUAGCACCAGCAUGGAUAACUCUCACAAUCAGCCUGACACCAGAAUCUGUCAAGAGUUAAAUAAUAGUGGUGCGGUGUGCGAUGGUGUCCACAUAAACCCUCCACAGAGUAAUCCUGAUUGUGUUGUCAAGUAUCAAAGCACCAGCGGUAUCCACACUACUGUUUCAGGGUUUGACACCAAUAACGAGAAUGUAAUGGCUUGCCCGUCUUCUUUGAGCGAAAACGAAAACACACUUUCCAACUCAGAUUCUAUUGAUCCCACCAAAGGAACAUCACCUGUAUUAUCACGAACUAUUCACUUGCCAGCGUUCAUGACUGUUGCAGUAGGCACUAGCAAAGUUUCCACAAUUGACAACAACACAGACAACUCUACCAUGGCCCUCCAACAAGCCAAUCCAGCUACGAAUUGCAAUAUUUUGAAUCCUAGUCUGAAACUACCUGCCAUUCAUUGUCCUACUUUCACAGCUAGAAGCACUGAACCUGAAUUGCUUCCCUCGGCUUUAAUGGUAGAGCAUGGAGAGACUGGAGAGGAAUGCGAUAUUUCGCUUUCUGAAUUUGGUUCUGCUGCUACUACACCCAAUCCAACAUCCACUACCACGUCCCAAGGUCCUGCUACUGCCGCUCGUCUUGCCAGCACCUAUGCGAAAACAAAAUCAAAUCGACAUAAUCUCAAGCUCCCUAUUGAAUAUCGUAGCCGUUUUAUGACACCAUAUGAUUUAUAUAUUGGCCAUUUGCUUGACAUCACCAAUCACCUCAAUCCAAAAGACUGUGCAGUAGCCUCGCAUGAUGCUAUACAGACGGCGCCAAAAGGAAGCAAAUGGACCGUAUGGAUUGGGGAAGAGCUUCGCACUCGGUUUGUGGAUUGCAAGCAGCGCUUGCUGCCAACAGGAACUCAUGGCCAGUUUAUUGCCUUGCUUCUGGCUUUAAAAGAGGAACAUACUCGUCGAACAAGGUCACAAGGACAUGCUUUUGACCACGGGCAUCCUCAACAGCAUCAGUCAUUGACACACUCUCCCGAUCAAACAUCAGGAUUUCGUCCACAAGCCCUUCAGCAGGCAUCUCCACAACGUACAUACUCGUUUGGUCAGUCACCCACUCAGUCGUACCCACACACACCUCCGCCUCAUCUUCAGCAGAAACCAAUACAUCACGUAUCCAAUCAGCAUCUGUCACGCCGCCCAUCUAGCGUAUAUUCUGGAUCUCCACAGCCAUCUGCAUUGGUUCAUCCUGAACAUUGGCGUCAUCAGCCAUCACAUAACCCUCACCACCCACAGUAUGCACUGCCCUAUCAGCAACACGGUCGUCCGAAUCCACCCCAACGACCUGCAUCUGCAUCUGGAGAUGUGUAUGGCAUGGGUCACCACAGUGAUUACUAUCAGCAUCACGCACCUCCACAAAAUAUGAAUGCAAACUACAGAAUUCCUAUGGGAUCACCAUCUUCCCAAUCUGCCAAUCUGCCUGCCUACAAUUUCUCUAGAGGGCUUUCUGCUGGAAAUGCAAACCAUAUUCGCACCGCAAGUCAAGGUGGUUAUCGUAUGUACCCAACCUCAAUGGGCGGAGGUGGCCACAUGUCUGAAAACCAAGUCACUACAUCUCCAUUGUCUGUGUCCUUCCAUCGCAGAAUCAACCACGACAGAAUGAACUCGUAUCCUAACGAGUAUCAUCCAAAUCGUAUGAUGGAUACCAAGCGCUCACAUGAUCAGAUGAAUGAUAUUUCUGGUUCACAAUCUGUGCAUCCGAUCAACUAUAGAAGUGAAGCAGGACUAGAGGCAAAGCGUCCCGCCCAUGCAUCCUAUGCUAAUGAGAGCAAUUUAAUGCCUCUCAAUCAUUCGCCAAUGCCUUCAAUCAAACAAAGUCCAUCCCAGUAUAGCUCUCCCUAUCUUUACCAUGAUCAGCCGCGGGCACCUCAUUCUUGGCAGGAGCAGGCUCACAAUGAGCGUCCUGAAAAAAAAAUAGACAUUCGUGGGAUAGGUGAAACCCCAGAAAAUGGGUUUGACCAUUCAUCUCCCAGAUAUGCAGCAAGUAAUUUACGACAAAAUAGUAAUGUAGACUUGGAUCUUUCAAAUGCAUCUCAUAGGGCUGCUUUGGCAAACUCGCACAGAGGGAGUUCGCCACUAGCAACAACACCAGUUUUGCGUCAGGAAGAACACCAGUUGAAGCAAUCUAAGGAGCAUUCCUCUGCUCUUGUCGACGACAAAUCCAAUGUUUUGUCGUCUGCGAACGAACACGCAGCAAUGGCCGAUCUAACUGAUGCAGAUGCGAAAACCAAGAGUCGAGUGAGCAAAGAUUCACCAGGACUGUGGACAUCUCAAUCCACUUUGCCCAGGAAUCAGACACAAUAUACAUCUCGUCGGUUCUCUUUUUAA